Talaromyces atroroseus is the source of this 2133-nucleotide messenger RNA. Its product is annotated as Vacuolar protein sorting-associated protein 27. Gene Ontology annotation, cellular component: ESCRT-0 complex. Gene Ontology annotation, biological process: protein targeting to vacuole; protein transport to vacuole involved in ubiquitin-dependent protein catabolic process via the multivesicular body sorting pathway. Lineage: Eukaryota; Fungi; Ascomycota; Eurotiomycetes; Eurotiales; Trichocomaceae. The transcript is spliced from 5 exons. The record is from RefSeq and is a predicted model, not a curated record. Gene Ontology annotation, molecular function: phosphatidylinositol-3-phosphate binding; ubiquitin binding; metal ion binding. The coding region runs from base 1 to 2133 and encodes 710 amino acids.
AUGGCGGGUUGGUUCACUUCCGCAUCUCCGCUCGACGAGCAAAUCGAAAAGGCUACAUCAUCGUCUUUAGAGGACAUUUCUUUGAAUUUAGAGAUAUCCGAUCUCAUUCGUUCGAAAAGUGUUCAGCCACGAGAUGCAAUGAGAUCUCUAAAACGGCGGCUUGAGAAUAAGAACCCUAAUAUACAACUUGCUACUUUGAAGCUGACAGAUACUUGCGUCAAAAAUGGCGGUUCCCACUUCCUUUCCGAAAUUGCGUCUCGCGAAUUCAUGGACAAUUUGGUCUCUCUUCUGAAGUCUGAUAGCGUAUCUCUCAAUCACGAAGUCAAACAAAAGAUGUUAGAACUGGUUCAGAGCUGGGCUUUGGCUGCACAAGGAAGACUUGAGCUCGUCUAUCUGGGAGAGACGUAUCGGAAAUUACAAAAUGAGGGUUUCAACUUCCCACCAAAAAGCGAAAUCGCUAGCAGCAUGCUUGACAGCAGCGCGCCACCCGAAUGGAUUGACUCAGACGUCUGCAUGCGAUGUAGGACGCCUUUCACGUUCACAAACAGAAAGCACCAUUGCCGGAAUUGUGGCAAUGUCUUCGAUGCGCAGUGCUCUAGCAAGUCUUUGCCUCUGCCUCAUCUUGGUAUCUUACAGCCUGUUCGGGUAGAUGACGGGUGCUACGCCAAACUAACUUCAAAGAAUUUCCCGUCCGCCAGUAUAUCGGAGCGAUCAACAUUUAAGAACCACUCUAUUACAAAAUCCAACGCAGCCAUGGAACCAAGGGCUGCUCGUGCAGAUGCGAGCUUUGACGAAGACCUGCGAAAGGCAUUGCAGAUGAGCCUUGAAGAGGCCGAAGGACGUGGGGGAUCUGGUUAUGUACCUCAGCCGAAGCCAGUUAUUGAAAGCAAAAACAAGGUUCCAACGACCAACGAGGAGGAAGACGCCGACCUUAAAGCCGCUAUUGAAGCAUCUUUAAGGGACGUGGAAGAACAAAAGCAGAAACAUACCGAAGCAUUGAAGAGCUCAGCUGCUGCAGAUGCGGCUCUGGGUGGUGCUGUCAGACCGGCGGAGUUGCCUAAGAAUCCUUACGAACUCAGUCCAGUUGAAGCGGAGAAUAUCAAUUUAUUCGCGACUCUCGUGGAUCGUCUUCAGCAUCAACCGCGAGGUACCAUCUUGCGGGAACCACAGAUCCAAGAGCUUUAUGAUAGUAUAGGGGCUUUACGGCCAAAAUUGGCACGUACUUAUGGAGAAACUAUGAGCAAGCAUGAUGCACUUUUAGACCUUCAUGCGAAGCUGUCAACUGUUGUGCGAUACUAUGACCGCAUGCUUGAAGAACGUCUUUCAAGCGCUUAUUCGCAUCAUAAUAUUGGAAGAUACGGUUCGGUACCACCAGGGGCACAACCGUACAACAAGUAUCCUGCACUAGCUCAAAACCCCCCGGGCAGCGCUGGUGAAGUUGAAAAUUAUUAUCUCUCCAACACAAUUCCUGACCAAUACAGACCGAGUAUUCAACCUCAACCUUCUGCAUCUAUUUACAGCACAGCUAGUCCAGCCCCGAGGGCCGGCAGUCCGAGUCCUUAUCCAACAUUGAACGGUGAAUUCGGGGACACGCCGAGUUCAGGGUGGAAUCGGGAUAACACAAACCCGCUCCAUUCACCACGUGCAGCAGAUGUCCAACCGUACCCGGGACAGUAUAAUGCUAUUCCUCCGGGACCUUCAGGCGCUUACUUAAGUCAUGGAGCUAGUAAUCCGGGGCUUGGCCAGGUGGUUUCCACGCCGCAAGGCGACGGAGAGCCAACGUAUCAUCAACCUCGAAUCAUCAGGCGAGAUUCUCAAUUCUCCCAGCGGACCCCUUCCUCAGCUGCGUAUACUUCGUCGCACGCGCUCGAGAGGCACAAUGAGUCUCAGUAUCAGAGUUUCCCACCUCAGGAUGUUAUCUCCCCCCAGCAGCUCACCCACGAGCCUUCUACUUCUCAAUACCCUCCACCACCACAAUUAUAUCAGCAACCGUACGGCCAACAGCCUCAGGAAGCAUCCUUCCCGGUGUAUCCUGGAGCACCGUCAUCUGGUGCCACCUACUCUCUGCACUCACAGCUGCCGGAGUCCACUGCUCCAAAGCCAGUAGUGGAGGAGAGUCUAAUAGAGCUUUGA